AUGGCGGAGAAAUUGCUUAAAGCUUUCGAAAAUAUGAAAAUGUUCAAUGUUGCUGAUGAUGACAGCCUUUCAUUUCCAUCUUUCCCACCAAAAUUAGGGUCAAAAUUAAAAGACGUUGCCCCACUGACAAAAAAAGAAAAAAUUCAAAACUCAAACGUCAUAACCGACUGCCUCACGUCAACGCAUUUAAGAACCAAUCCUGAUUUUUCAAAGUUUUUAAGUGCGUCAAUUGAAUUGAUGCUAUCACUAAGUGAUGAUGAGGAGUCUGAUGUUCGCAUUGUUGCAGAUGAGUGCCUAAAUAAAAUCAUCAAGUCGUUGACGGAAACACACAUAAGUAGAAUACAAGUUGAACUGUACAAAGAAAUAAAAAAGAAUGGAGCAUCAAGAUCUUUGAAAGCUGCUUUGAUCAAGUUUGGUAAUCUUUGCCAUCAUAUUCGUUCUCAGAAAUGCAGACCUUAUCUUGUCAACAUUUUGCCUUGUUUGUCAAGGAUUAGUCAAAGGAGUGAUGAAUCAAUUCAAGAAUGUCUUUUAUCAUUUAUGCACAAUAUUAGUUCUAUCCUCAUUCCUUAUGCUACUGAACUUGAAAUAAAGAUGUUGAUGAAAAUGUUUCUAGCAAAUGUGGUCAAUUCCUCUCCGUGCACAAGAAGAACAGCUGGUCAGUCACUGGUUCUUAUCUGUCUCAACUCUAAUUUUUCAAGAUCAUCCGUCAUCUGGUUAUUUCAGCAACUAAUCAAUGACCUUUCUAAAGACUCACCAGAUAAAAUAAGUCUCACCGGUUGGUUACUGGCUGCCAGACAUCUUUUAUCUUAUCCAAUUUCUAAUCUGAAUGCAUCAGACAGACACAACUCAGUUCAUGAUUAUAAUUCAUCUCUCUCAACAAAGCAAGCUUUACUUAUUGACAAGUUAUUGGCUCAAGUCUUAGAGUUGAUACUUAAGUACUGCAAACACGAGGAUCAUAAUGUGGUCAACGCAUCACUGGAAUGUUUGCUCCAAUUCCUAAAGCAUAUUCCAAGUAGUGUUAGACAGGCACUUGUCAGUCAAAAUGGUUUUCAACUUUUAAGCCAUGCUACUGAUUUGUCAGAAAACAAGGAACCAAAUGCUGCGGCCACUGUCAUUAAUGUUGAUGUGAAAGAGACAUUUGAAAUGCCCUUCAAUUCAGUGGAUGAGUUAUUGGAAACUCAGACAGACUUGACUGUUUCAGCUUCUAUCAAUGAUGAUCAGUCAGAAGUAGCAGUGGAAGAUUGUGAUGAUGCACUGAAUGAACUGGCUGCUGCUACUACCACUAAUAAAAGUAUCAGUGACAGUUCACUCUCUGGCAUUGCUCAAGAAAUAAAUUUGGAUUUUUCAUCAGUUUUACCCUUAAAUUAUUCUGCUGGUGUGAGAGUCUCUUCUAACCUCACUCUAAAUCAACAGGAUAAUGAGGAUUGUGAUGUGAGUAAAAAAUUGAAGCGUGUCAAUGAAAACAAUGAUGAUGUUGAUGACACAGGAACAUUGUAUGACACAACUCAACCACCCAUCCUACAUCUUGCUAGAUUUCUCUGUAAAGAAUUCCUCCUAUCAGGAAAAAAAAGUACUCUAAUGGAUGACUUCCAGGUACGAGUUAGUGUGAAGGUCAUUUCAAUUAGUUGUUUAACUUUCAUUGUUGAGAUACACCCCUACGUACUUGAUGAGAAAUUGAAGAGGAAUUAUGUAGAUGGUGAUGUUCAGUUUAUGCAUGACGUGUUGUUAUAUAAAAGACAUGCAGACCCACACAUCAGAGGAAAUGUUGCACUGCUUGUUGGAAUGUUUAUUUCUUCAUUAAUUCUCAAUUCAAAUCUGGACCAUAAUGCUCAUCGACAUCAUCAUUUUGAAGGCAAUCUGCAGUUGAAGAUGUUGCUCCAGGUUUUGAUUGAGAUUUUCAACUCUGAAUCAUCAGUCGCCAGCAAAUGCAGUUUGGAAGCCUUACAGUCAUGUUUGCCUUUAUUAGUGAGCAGUUGUUAUGGGGAGGAUGCAUUGGAAAUCAUCCAGCAUAUUUUCCAAGUCAAUAGUAACAGUUACUGGCUCGUUAAGAUUGAGUUGCUAAACCUGAUGGCAGUUCUGGACUACAAAGAUAUUUUACACCAUCAAAAAAUGCUUCCUUCUUUCAAUUCAAAGUUAGUUAUAUAUGAUCAAGUUCUUGAUAUGAUUAUGACAAUGUUGGGAGAUGAUGAUUCAAGAGUUAGAGAUGUAGCAACCUCAGCUAUAUGUCAAAUAAUUAUGAAGCAUUUUCAUAAUAUGGAGAAUAGCCACCUGGAUUUGAUAAUGUCACAGGCAUAUCAAUGCAGACCUGAUCAUUUGUUAUUUGAUGAGAACACAGAUUCUUCACUAUCUCGAGUUAUUAGAAUGAUUUCUAAACACAUGCUUCAUUCAACAAGUAAACAACUGACUGCAGGCUGCUCUAAUGCCUUGUUGAAAUUGACGCACCAGUUUCCAGUUGAUAAGUUCAUGAACUCCUGGAUGGUACUUUUCACAAAUUCUUCUGCAGCCAGUUUUAAGCAGUUUCCUAAUAUUAGACUUAAAAAUCUCGGACACAUUCCAAGUCUCAACACUGCUAACGUGACUGCAGCAGGAAAAACAUCAUCAACAACUGCCCCUGCUGCUGCUACUAAACUGAAAGCAACAAACGAGAGCAUGAGUGCAGCAGCAGGCCAGGUCAUCAAUGAAUGUGAUUGGUGUACAACAUCUGUCGGUGGUUUGUUACCUUUUAUCAUCUCCAACAUCACAUCAUCAUCAUCACUGGCACAUGAUAUGAACUUUCAUUCGGAUGCCAUCAGACUUGGUGGGAAUAUUUUUAUUGGACUGGCUAGAAGACGUAGCUUGGAAAGAGCAAAAAUAAACUCUGAAUGUAUGUGGAUGAUUCUAAAUGAUCGACAUCUUGCACAACUUGCUGAACAGUUCUUCGUACAUCUCAUGAAAAUGAUGAACAUAUUCAGUUUGGUCAUCCUCAACUGUGCAAUCCCAACUUCUACAACAUCAACAACACCAUCAACUACAUCUGCAACAACUAUCAAAUCACAUUCAUCACUAUCAUCAUCAUUGUCAAUGCCAUCCACGGGUACAACAAUGCCAUCAUCUUCUUCAUCAGCAGCAGCAACUGCUACAUCUAUGGUCAGCCCAAUAAAGAGGAAGAUGAAGUUAAUAAAGGAUGAACCGAUGAGCAACACACAAGACAAAUCAUCCUCUGUUAAUAAGGAUUUAUUAUCGCUUAAAGAGGUCUUGGGCGCCUUUCAACAUCUUCAGCACUAUCAACAACUUUACAAUGUACUGAAAAUUUCUCAUGCAUCUUAUAAGAUAUCAGGUGACUUCACAAGUGACAAAUUUUGCCUGAUGCUUCAAUCGACACUUCAAGUUCUCUCGCAGAUGCUGGACAUGUGCAGUUACAGGGAGGUGGGCAGGUGUGCAGAGGAGAUGCUCUCCUACUUGGCGUCCACAUUUUCUAUUGAUCCUGUUAACACACUCAUUUCCACUCAGCAGUUAUUGAAAUCUCUUUUUGGUACUAAUUUAAUUAGUUCCGUGGGAGCUCUCGAUCAACCAACAGUAUCAAGAGGGAUGGAAGUAUUAACAGAAUCUUCAACAUCACCUACAAAAACCACAAAACGACAACAAGAGAAUAAGUCGGACAUAUUUAGAAUUUGUUUCAUAGAUCAUCUUAAAUGGCAUAAACAAAAUUUUAGCAAGCUCGCUACCACUAUGAAUGAAUCUCCUGAUAAGUUGUUACAUUCAUUCAGAAACGUUGAACACGUUCAGCAUGUACCGGCGACCAAUAAACUUUUGCAGAAGUAUGAUAAAACAUCGAUAGCCACCUUCAUAAAGUUAUUUGAACCUUUGGUCAUUCGAGCAUUGAAACAGUACACAAUAAGCAGUGCUGUGACAUUGCAAAUACAAGUACUGCAACUGCUGGUGAGCCUCAUUAAACUGAGAGUUAAUUAUUAUCUACUUGAUUCUGACCAAAUAUUCAUUGGGUUUGUUAUGAAGCAGUUUGAACAAAUUGAAAGUGGGCAAAUAAAUCAGAAAGAGAGUCACAUACUACUGAGUGAAAUAAUGAAUUUCUUGGUGCAAUUAUCUGGUGAGAAGUAUCACAGUAAACCUGUCAUCACCAUUCCUAAAAUAAUUCAACUCUGCGAUGGUAUCAUGGCAAGUGGUUUGAAUCCUGUUAAGUUUUGCAUCCCAAGCUUGCAUUACGUAACUAAGAGUUUGUUCGCAUUAAAAUAUGAAAAUUUGUCUAGUAAUUGUAGUACCGGUAGCAGUGUUAGUUGUGGAAGUUGCAGCAGUGAUAUUGAAAGAUGGUCAGUCAGUAUCAUGUCAUCAUCUCAGGAGGUCGAAACUCAGAGAGAGGUUGUCAUAUCCAUGCUGUUGCGAGUUCUUUCCCACUGUGAAGCACUCGAGCUCUUUAUCCUGGUGCUGAAGCACACACAGGUGGAAAGCAUUGAAAAGUGGAACAAGACAUCUAGACAGCUGGCCGAUGUAUUUUUCUAUUUGUUCAAGAACGAUAAGAUAUGUAUAGAGAAUAUUUCUGAUAUAAAAAUUUUGGAGGCAUUGUUGCUGAACAUGUCAUCUUGCGUGUACAGGCCUGCUAACACUCUGGUCAAUCUACUUUUUUCAUCACAUUCAGUUAAUACUAUUUCAGAUUUAAACAAAUGGUUGAUGAAAUCAUUGUUUGCUUUCAAGGCUUUAACGUCAUAUUUAUCUGAAACUUACAUCGAGGCAAAGUCGCACGACAUGAAUCUCUCCUGGACGACUAACUUCGAGGAGAUGACGUCAUCAUCGUCGUCCUCUUCCUCGUGUCUCUAUUCUAAUGAGGAGUUGUUGUUGCCCAGAUUGCUUGUCGACGCAAUUUUAACAUCCAUGCUCCACGUACAACGAACUGUUGAGCAACAAAAGUUUCAACUUCACCGACAGCAGAAACAUCAUCUUCCUUCAUCUCAUCAAUAUACAUUAACGCAAAAUGUUACCAACAACCUCGCAGCACACCUCCGCUAUGAACAGCAUCUACAACAUGAGCUGCAACAGAAGUCUUUUGAAGUUUUGUAUUAUUUAACCACUGAUCUUCUGACAUAUGUUGUUUAUUCAAUAAAUGCUGGUAUAUUGGAAUGGACUAGUGAACAAAUGAAUCAUUUGAUGAAGAGCACAGAGUAUGUACCCAUCGUAGAUGAAAUAAAUGAGAACAUUAUUCUAUUGACCCGUCUGCAGCCUGCUAUCUCUACUAAGUGGUUUCAUCUCAUUCUCUCUCUUAAGCUCGUUGACUUUGAACAACAGUCUCAGCUAUCUUUCGGACCUCCACUUUUAAAUUAUCUAUUCGAAAGCGAAAGUGAAUUUUUACCCAGUUGCAAACAAUUUCGUCAGAAACAACAGCAAAAACAUUUGAAACAAAAACAUCACAUUAAACCACAACAGUAUGUUUCAUGUAAUCAAAUAUUUGUACAGCAGGCUGUUUUCUGUCUUCUUUCAAAUUACUCUAUGUCCAACAGUGAUGAAAAGUUGAUUGUAUGGCUACUUGAAAGAAAUAUUGAUAGAUUGAUUGCUCUUUAUAAUAACUGCCAGUCUGUUUACCAAUUUGUAAGGCACGUGCAUGCAAAUGAACGACUCAGUCGACUACUUUGUGACUUGACAUUGGCUCAUUAUAGAUCGAAUAGAAGGAUGCACAGCCAGCCACACAAGAUACGUGAUAUGCUUUCAUGUUUGUCGCGAGUGCACAUCUCUGCGGUAGGUCACGUGACAAUCAAACUGAUUACCACAAUGUUACCUCACAUCUGUUUGAAUGUUUCUUACUUGAUUGAAAAGAUGGUAUCGUCCUACAUUAACAUUAUGUUGACCACCGAUUCCAUUCAGUGCAACAAAUUGAUUAGCGAGAAAGAGGUUGAUGAGUUAAUAAAAUGCCUGGCAAACUACAGCUCAAAAUGCAAUUUGGAUGAAUUAGUUGUGAAGCUGAAGGAACAUAUGAAAAGUGGAGUCAAAAUGGAUAAAGCAUCAUCUUCACUUGGGUUUGGCGCUGUCUCAGAACUUAGAAAUUGUAUAAUUGACAAAGAUAUGAUGUUUGAAAUAAUAAAGAAAAAGUGUGAAAUUGGUGCAUGCAGGGUGGAUGACUGUGCAGUGCUGUUGGCUUCACUUAGUUAUUCAUCCAUCAAAUUUAUCAUGGCGUCUGAAAAUUUCAACCCGGAAGUUUUGAAAUCAUGUUUUGAUUUGGUGGCCAUUCAGUGGAAUCUUACAAUAUCACGAACAAUAUCAUCGAGCUUGAGUGAUUUCUCAAAGUUAGCUAUUAAAUCGUUGCAUGAUAAAAUAAAAGUUGUGUUGGACAGACUUCCCACUCCUCAUCAGUUGCUCUUCAUUAACGACCCAACACACGACAAAUACACUUCUGACGUUUUGCUGCUGUUUAAGGAGCCUCAAUUCAACAGGUCUGUCAACGUUCUCUCACGGGUACUGCAAAGUUAUUUAAACAUCCUACCUGAUGCAAGUGAGGUUGACGAUAAUGUUUGUCGGCUGGUCGUGCUGUCUUUUGAACUGUUGCAUUUUCAUUUGAUUAAGAAUGAUGAUGAUGAAGAUAGUGAUGGUGACAACGAUGAGGAUGAUGAUGAAGCUGGUGACCUGCGUUGGAGUGAAGUCGUGAGACUGUUAAAUCUUCUCAACGUAUUGCUGGCCAAUGACAAUUUCAAGAAAUUUUUUUAUUCUGCUAACAACAAGAACAACAAAAACAGCAACAACAUUGAGGAUGGUGAUAAUAAUGAAAACAAAUCAUUUGCUCUAUCGGUUAUAUAUCACACAUAUUACAUUCUACAAUUUAAAAUUUUCAACCUGGGUUACAAGAAUACACAGGCCUUGUACCAAGUGUACAGAAAAAUACAUCUUCUUGAUAAUGAUGCUCAGUUAAAAUAUGCUUGCGAGAUGAUGAAUGAUAUGACAGCUCAUAUAUAUGGCAACCUCAGUGACAACCACAAAUUUCUGCUGAUGCUGAACCAAUCUAAUGUUCCUUCAUAUGUUCAUCUUAGCAGCUCCAUGCCUACAUUUAUACGUUCACCUUUCAGAAGAUUGUUGAUAAAUCUUAGUCGUCUGCCUCUGGUUAACAGUUACGUGCGUACCCCACAGCCAGUUUGGAGGAUGGGAUGGAACCCGACGUGCUCGCAUCCGAACGCAACGUCACACCCUCCAGUACCAUUCAGUUAUUUGAGAGAAAAACAAGUUCUCAUAGAGUACAUCUGCCGAGUUAAUUCCAUUGGUUGGACAAGCAGGCAGCAGUUUGAAGAAACUUGGAUGAGUUUUUUGGGGGUUUUGAAUCCAUCGCUGUACAAUGAAGAAGAAAAUUCAACUGAAGAUUGUCACGAAAAUGUACACUACCAGAUAUUAGCCAUGCGAUCAAUCACAUGCCUGCUUCUACUAACUUCACACACACCUUACCCAGGUAAUCCUUCAAUUGGCAGGUUUUUGCACAUGCCCAGAAAUCAACUAACUUCAUUUCUCAAAUCCAAUAUUGGUUUAAAACUUUUGUCAAUUCGUCACCUUCUUGAAUAUGAUUUGAAAAAUUAUCGUUCUCAUCUCCACCUUCAGCAGGAGAUGUUUGGAAAAUCAUCGUCAACAAACGGCGCAAAGUUUCUAAAAACUUGCGGUCUUCUUCCAUACUCGAAGAACGUUGAAUGCGUGGCAGCACUUGGCAUUAGCAGUGGCAGUUGCGCCGAAAAUUUUUAUAUGCCUGGCCAGCUGAGCGUCUCGUGGAUGAUUUCUACUCAGCAGCAGCGAGACACAGAUAAUAUUACAAUUGCCAUUGACGCACUAUCAAGUAAAACAACGAGUAAAACAACAAGUUCGGCUGUACAAGUUGUGCACAGCACAGAUAAUUUUAUUUCUAACGUAGCUGCCAUUUCUACUGAUAAUACCGCUCCUAUUGCUAGUGUGGCUACUUCUCCUACUACUGUCAAAAUAUCAGAAAAAUGUGCAAAACUUACAGCCACUGAUAAUGACUCGAAAGAUGAUGAGAGGUAUAUAAUGAUAAGAGAGUGUUUCGAAGAUUUUUACUCAUUCUCUAGAUGUGAUUGUUAUUUAAUUGAUGAACCACUGGAUGUAAAUUCUUGUCUUCAGCUCUUGUUGGACCUCUAUGGAACUUUUAUAUCCUCCCAUUCGUCGAACACAUCUUCAUCUAUUUCUAAAGUUCAUCUCAACCUUCUUCUAGAAACUGUCAGGUCAUUGCUUCUGCUGUCAGAUGUCUUUGUGAGUGCCUCGCAGUAUGAGCUGAUGCUUAUGAGUAUGAUUGACAUUUAUAAAAGCCACCCCCAGGAAGAUGAACUCUUGCUAUCCUAUGUUGUUCUGGCGAUCUGCAAAGUUCAGAGGGUCAUUGAAUCGUGCCUGAAGAGUACCCACCUACCCACCAAGAUAUUCACGCUGUAUGGGGGCCUCUACUUAUUUGAGAGCAGCUGUCCGGAGAAUGCAUCUCUUCUGCUACCUGUCUACGUUGACUACUUAGUAAAGUCCCUUGGUAACUUUUCGCCAUCGAUCAUAUAUAGUCAGGAACAUGUCAUGGUCAUGCUCUCAUUAGGUUUCUUAAUUAUGGAAAAGUACUUCCACAUUAUUCGCGAUUCCGAAUUCAAUGUUACCUUCACGAAGCUCUGUUUCAACAUGGUCUCCAUUUAUGAAGACGCCAUUCCACUGCCUCUCUACGAAGCUGUCAUGACGGGUCUGGAACGCCUGCUUGUUUGUGGUUCUGCAAGUUCCACACAUCACAUCAUCGAUCACCAAGCGUUAACGAAGCUGGCUAUUGAGAGGUUCUCGCAGCAAAACACAAAACGAUCACUGAUUGCUUUCAACGUUCUCAUCUCCUGCAUCUAUCGAGAACUGGAAAGCACUUCAAAUGAUGAUGGCGACGAAGCCAACUUGAUGGAAGCUGCUGGAGGAGAUAGGAAAGUGCAGUUGAUGGAGAGAGCCACUAUAAUAUUUGAUAGAGUAAGGAAGGGUCUACCAUUUGAAGCCAACAUCGUCCUCCACGUCCUCCCAAACAUUCUUUUUGACUUUUUUGAACCUCACGAAAUAUUAAACAAAAUCAUUGGUGAAUUCCUUUAUAGUCAACACAGCCACGCACAGCUUUUUGCUCAACUUCUUUUCAAAGUCUUUGAUCAUAUGUUACAAAAGAACCAAUCAUCGUUGAUUGUCAAUUGGGUUAUGUUGUCCUUGUCUAACUUUAUGCAAAUAACACCACUAUCGGCUGCUGUCUGGAGUCUGACGUGCAUUUUUAUGAGUUCAUCGCAAGAAUGUCCCAUAAGACCAUUUAUUUUGAUAAGGUUCCCACUGGUGCUACGGCGAUUUGGACAGUUAGAUACAUUUGAUCUGCAAGCAUUCUGCAGCUCUGGAGUGAGCUUCUACAACCAGCUGACUAAACUGAAAAGCAACGACAUGGACGGCAGUGUCGAUUGUUCAUUCGUUUCUAUCAUUCAAUCACUAGCCCAGGAUAAAUUGCCGUACAAACUUUUGCUUGAAUCUAUCAUGCAAUAA
Helobdella robusta is the source of this 9492-nucleotide messenger RNA. RefSeq lists its product as hypothetical. The coding region runs from base 1 to 9492 and encodes 3163 amino acids. The transcript is spliced from 10 exons. Gene Ontology annotation, cellular component: cytoplasm; nucleus. NCBI's taxonomy places the organism in Eukaryota, Metazoa, Annelida, Clitellata, Rhynchobdellida, Glossiphoniidae. The record is from RefSeq and is a predicted model, not a curated record.